Betta splendens (Siamese fighting fish) is the source of this 1482-nucleotide messenger RNA. RefSeq names its product NACHT, LRR and PYD domains-containing protein 14-like. The transcript is spliced from 10 exons. The coding region runs from base 1 to 1401 and encodes 466 amino acids. Gene Ontology annotation, molecular function: protein binding. The record is from RefSeq and is a predicted model, not a curated record. NCBI's taxonomy places the organism in Eukaryota, Metazoa, Chordata, Actinopteri, Anabantiformes, Osphronemidae.
AUGGAUCAGACUAAAGAGAAAUACGAACCAGAACAGAGCAACAGCUACAUCAAGUCAUUAGCUAAACUGGCUUUUAAGGAGCUCCUAAAGGGCAACUUGAUCUUCUAUGAGGAAGAUCUAAAAGAGAGCGGCAUCAAUAUCAAGACUCACUAUGAAGUUGUGGCGUCAGCUCUGAAGUCCAGCCCAUCACAUCUGACACAUCUAGAUCUGAGCUGGAACAUAGUACAAGAUUCAGGGAAGGUUCUGUUUGCUGGACUGGAGAGUCCUAACUGUCGAUUGGAGACUCUGAGACUUUCUGCUUGCGGACUUACAGAGACUCACUAUGAAGUUGUGGCGUCAGCUCUGAAGUCCAGCCCAUCACAUCUGACACAUCUAGAUCUGAGCUGGAACAUAGUACAAGAUUCAGGGAAGGUUCUGUUUGCUGGACUGGAGAGUCCUAACUGUCGAUUGGAGACUCUGAGGCUAAAGUGUGGUCAGUCAGGCACAGUUCAGAGUCAGGCUCUGGUCAAAAUCAUGGUGCAAAAAGUAAUUGGAGACAGGACUCAGGAACAGGCAAGAUUGAAUUUCUGCAUGUUGUCAAAGAGCACUGAUUCUCUGGUCUCAGCUCUGAAGUCCUACCCGUCGCAUCUGAAAGAACUGGACCUGAGCCUCAACAGCCUACAGGAUUCAGGAGUGACGCAUCUGUGUGGUUUUCUGGAGAGUCGUCACUGUCGCCUGGAGACUCUGAGACUGAGUUGCUGCAGGUUGUCAAAGAUCAGCUGUGAUUCUCUGGUCUCAGCUCUGAAGUCCAACCCAUCACAUCUGACAGAACUAGACCUGAGUAAGAACGACCUGCAGGAUUCAGGAGUGAAGCAGCUGUGGGGUUUUCUGGAGAGUCAUCACGGUCGAAUGAAGACUCUGAACUUGAGUGAAUGCAGUUUGACAGAGUUUAGCUGUGAUUCUCUGGUCUCAUCUCUGAAGUCCAACCCAUCACAUCUGACACAGCUGGAUCUGAGUGACAACAACCUGCAGGAUUCAGGAGUGAAGCAUCUGUGUCAUUUUCUGGAGAAUCGUCACUGUCGACUGAAGACUCUGAGAUUGAGGGGCUGCAGGUUGUCAGGGAUCAGCUGUGAUUCUCUGGUCUCAGCUUUGAAGUCCAACCCAUCACAUCUGACAGAACUGGACCUGAGUAAAAACGACCUGCAGGAUAAAGGAGUGAAGCAUCUGUGUGGUUUUCUGGAGAGUGGUCACUGUCGACUGGAGAAUUUGAGAUUGAGUCACUGCAGUUUGUCAGGGUUCAGCUGUGAUUCUCUGGUCUCAGCUCUGAAGUCCAACCCAUCACAUCUUACACAACUGGAUCUGGAUUUUAACAACCGGCAAAAUUCAUUCAUCAGAGUCAACACUGCAAACUGCAGACUCUGAGGUGUCCACCCCGGUGGUUCCUGUUGGCAGUGCCUCGGCCAGUCAGACUUGUAGAAGCUCAACCCAGGUCAGAUGGCAAAG